UGGCUACAACAACGAAUCAACGUCGAUGCCGACGACAACACUUAGGUUUAUUUUGGACGAUGGUCAUGCAAGCGAUUAUGAUAUAUAAUGAACUUAGGCGUCGUGCACGACAUCUUCCAAGAGCUCCUCAUACAAAUUGGAAUUCUGAAAGAGAAAUAACACUUACACGAAUGUUUGGCACGAGUGAUACAAUAUGUCGUGAUCUACUUAGGAUGAAAAUAGGUCCAUUUCAAAGAUUAUGUGCUCGUUUGCGAACUUAUGGAUUGGUUGACAGUAAAUACGUUCAAAUUGAGGAACAAGUCGCAAUUUUUUUGAAUACAGUCGGCCAUGACCAACGUAAUCGCGCUGGACGUUUUACUUUCUUUCGAUCUGGUCAAACAGUGAGCUUUUACUUUCAUAGAGUCUUACAUGCUUGUCUUGGACUGUAUAGAGAUGUUGUGAUUAAUGCCACUCCUCAUAACUCGCCAUACGAAAAAGAAAAUGUCCAGCCAUGGUACUCCUUUUUUCAGGAUGCCGUGGGAGCAAUCGAUGGUACACAUAUUGCUGCGUAUGUGCCUUUAGAGGAGCAAGGUAAAUAUCGCAAUAGAAAGCAAGUGAUUUCCCAAAAUGUUUUAGUAGCUUGCACAUUUGAUAUGAAAUUUACGUACGUGCUUGCCGGUUGGGAGGGAUCCGCACAUGAUGGUCGAUUGUUACGAAGUGCAAUAUUACGCCAAGGACAUAAGCUAACAAUUCCUGUUGGUAAGUUGUGUCACUAUUUUGAAAACAUUUCUUCCACACAUAAGUUAUAA
Molecule: messenger RNA, 788 nt
Organism: Olea europaea var. sylvestris
Lineage: Eukaryota; Viridiplantae; Streptophyta; Magnoliopsida; Lamiales; Oleaceae
Exons: 2
Coding region: 60-788 (242 amino acids)
Source: RefSeq, a predicted model, not a curated record